Molecule: messenger RNA, 2136 nt
Organism: Bacillus rossius redtenbacheri
Lineage: Eukaryota; Metazoa; Arthropoda; Insecta; Phasmatodea; Bacillidae
Exons: 12
Coding region: 114-2000 (628 amino acids)
Source: RefSeq, a predicted model, not a curated record
AGUAUGUCUGCUGUCUGUGGUUGUAAUUUUAGUUAAUUAUAAUAUUGUGGUUAAUAGAUUGUGUAUUUUCUAGGCCGUAGACUGCAGAGUUCGUGUUUUAAUGAACGUCGUAUAUGAUGGGUGCACCUCAGCACGUGUGUGUGUCGUCGCUGAGCGCUCGGGACGAGCCGUGCCGUGCCCCCGUGCUGGGGAUGGAAGACGCGGCAGGCGUGCCGAGAGCGUCCGUGUUCGAGGUGGUGCAGUACUGGCCCUCCGUCCCCGCCGCGGCCACCCUGCCGGACCUGCUCCCGGCCACUGAGUCUAACAAAGAUGAUGUUUCCUCCGAACACAGGAAGAGGAAUCAGAAACGACCUUUUUCACCUGACAUCGAGCUAAAAAGAAAACCUGGAGAGAAAAGAAAAAGAAGAGCACAAAAGAAGAACACAUUGAAAGUCGGCGACGCGGAGGGUGACGGCGACGGCUUCAGCUGCGCCAAGUGCGGGUCGCCGUACGUGGUGAACCCGGCCAGGAGGCGGGGCCAGGCCGGCGACCGCAGGAGCCCCGCCCCCCGCCGGGUGUUCGACUCGGAGGCCAACCGGGUGCUGCUGCUGUGCAACCGGUGCGGCCUGGCGGCGGUGCGGGCCGGGGGCAGGGCGCGGGGCGGCUCCUCUGCUCCCCAGGAGAGCGGCUCGGAGGAAGGCAGGGCGGAGUACCUGCGGACGGCAGCGCAGUUUGCCUCGUCGCUGGCGGGCGAGCUGCAGGACGCCGACGCGGGCCUCUUGUACUGCCCGGCCUUCAGGGUCAAGUCCUGCGGCUGCCUGCAGACCUUCAUCACCGGAGUUGACGGGAGCAAAGAGGAAGCCCACCAGAGAGCCCUCUACUUGCUGAACGUGAUGAAGGAAGCUCGACGGAUGGCUGCGGAGAAAUGUGGCACCGCGGCAGCUGCCGAGCAGGCAAACGCCAAAGUCACCACCGCUAAGGGCCAGACUUCUUCGAGCUGCGUGAGACUACGAAGAAGUGCCAAGUUUGAGAACUAUGUUCUGACAACACGUCGCUACUUCAAAGAACAAUUGAAGAUCUGUGAGAAAGCCUGUCAGAGGGUCCUAUGUUACUCCAACAACUUCCUGCACAAAAGGCUUAAAGCACUUCCCGGCAAGGGCUCGCGCGUGGCCCAGACGCUGGGGCGCCGCAGGCAGGGCGGCCUGGUGCCCGUGCCACAGCUGGCCUCGGAGCACUGCUGCGCGGACAAGUGCGUGCUGAUGGCGCUCACGCACGGCCGGCUGCUGGAGGCGUGGCGCGCCGACGCCGCCCUGGGGCAGCGCCCCGCGCGCAGGGCCCUCGCGGAGAUGCUCACCCCGUCGGGCGGGGCCAAGUCCAACUGCUACAGGUUCAUCUCCAUGGUCACAGGCUGCAGCCUGAGCACCAUCUGCUCCGUGGCCGACCAGAUGAGGCGCACCCAGGGCGAGCGGGAACCCUCGGAGCACGGCCUCAGGAGGUGGUGGCGGGAGCACCCUAGACGCGGCGGCAGGCCCCCGGGGCCCGGGAGCAGGGGGGAGGAGGAGCAGGAGGGGGAGGAGGAGGAGGAGGCGGAGGACGCGCUGGGCGUGCACAUCCCGUCGCCCGAGGAGCUGCGCCGGCUGGGGCCCGAGGAGGGGGCACGCCGCCUGCUGCAGCAGCGCGACAGGCUGGCCCGCCUGCAGCGCCGGGUGGAGGGGGCCCGUCGGGAGCAGCCCCCGCCCGAUCCCGGUCCACUGGAGCCCAGAGCCAGCGCUGGUGUUGCCCUGCCGCCUCAGGCAGCGUCUGCCAGCAACAUCAUCAUCCUCCAGGACGGCUCUGAAGGUGUCCCUGUGAGGUACUCUGCGGAGCGGAGCCCCGGGCUGCCGGUGGAGCUGGUGGUGUCCCCCGCGGUCCCCUCGCUGCCCAGCGUCAUCGUCGUGCAGGGCGGCGUGGGCUCCGGCGACGGCUUCCAGGUGUUCAGCGUGGUGGACUCCCCCGGGGCCGGCGCGCUGCAGUACAGCUAGCUGCCUUUUACAACUGCAGCAUUCUGUUACCUGCUUGAACUUUCUAUUGUAAAAAAAAACAUAUAAAAUAUUUGUAACCAACAACUUUGCUUUUUGGGUUGCUGUUUUAACGACAUAAAUGUUUUGCAUAAGUGGC